AUGGACGAAAAAAAUUUACCUUCUUCAAGCGAUGAAAGUGAUGUCGAUUUUGUACCUGAAGGCGAGGAAUCUGAAUCUGGUUCAGGUUCGGAAGAAACCGACAACGAAAAUCAAGAUGACAGUAAAAAUGGAAAUACUAGAAAGAAAAGCCGAAAUUCCAAAAAAAGCAAUAAAAGAUUAAAAACUGACAUAAAUGAAGAAAAAUUGGAAGAUGAAAAUGAAAAAACUGAAAAAAAAAUUGAUGUGGAUGCCCUUUGGGCUGAUUUUAAAAGUGAUGUAAAUAACAAAGUGAAAAAGACUGCAACUAGUUCAGUUUCAAAAGUAGAAGAAAAAGAGAGUAAUAGUAAUGCCAAUGAAAUACCUGUUGAAAAGAAAUUAUUAAGUAAUAAACUUAAAGGAAUUCCUAGUGUUUCAAACAAAUCCAAAAUCGGUGGUUUAUCAAAUAUUGGAAUAAAUUUAAAAGAAAUGAAGGAAUAG
Pediculus humanus corporis (human body louse) is the source of this 477-nucleotide messenger RNA. Its product is annotated as Craniofacial development protein, putative. NCBI's taxonomy places the organism in Eukaryota, Metazoa, Arthropoda, Insecta, Psocodea, Pediculidae. Bases 1 to 477 code for a protein of 158 amino acids. The record is from RefSeq and is a predicted model, not a curated record. The transcript has 4 exons.